GCUGGUGGCUGUUACUCCGAACCGCUUCUCCUCACCCGGAAGCGCAUCGCCGGCUUCCGACGGUAACGCUGAAAUACUGGUGUCAUCAUGAUUUUGAACCAGAUUUUGCGACUUUCAUCCAUUUUUCGCUCCGCUGUCUCCACUCACUUGCGCAGAAACAUAGGGCUUUCUGCUGUCGUCUUUAAUAAGGCAAAAGAGCUCGAUCCAGUUCAGAAGCUCUUCUUGGACAAGAUCAGAGAAUACAACACAAAGAGCAAGCAAGCUGGAGGGCCUGUUGAUGCAGGCCCUGAAUUUCAGAAGGAAAUAAAUGAAUCGCUUGCUAGACUUCAACGGGCAUAUGGUGGGGGAGAUCUAACCAAGUUUCCAGAAUUUAAAUUUGAGGAGCCCACCUUUGAGGAUACUCCAAAGUGAUCUCUGCAGGUUGCAUGCCAAACAGCAACAUACAUCAGUGGAGUUGCUGAACAUGGCACCAGCUGUAACUUAAUAAAUGCAGUGUUGCAGUUCGA
Pezoporus flaviventris is the source of this 506-nucleotide messenger RNA. It is a transcript of the gene ATP5PF, whose product is annotated as ATP synthase peripheral stalk subunit F6. The coding region runs from base 88 to 411 and encodes 107 amino acids. The record is from RefSeq and is a predicted model, not a curated record. Gene Ontology annotation, biological process: proton motive force-driven ATP synthesis. NCBI's taxonomy places the organism in Eukaryota, Metazoa, Chordata, Aves, Psittaciformes, Psittacidae. The transcript is spliced from 4 exons. Gene Ontology annotation, molecular function: proton transmembrane transporter activity.